CUCCGAUUUUUGCGCACUGUCGGAAGUGCCGGGAGAAAGAAAUUACUGGUUUGUUUAAAAUUUGUAGAUGAUAGUGUGACCGUAGCCUCCAGAUUCUAGUUUGAACUUUGUACGAAUUAUUAGAAACGAUUUGUGGAUUUGAUUCGGGGUCGCGUUCGCUUGUGUUUAUGAGAUAGCCGUUACUGAGCUUAUCAACCAGUAGUAGAGAAAUGAUCAUCCUGUCGACAACAACGUCGAGUCAGUAUUUCUGACACGAAAAUUCUUUAGUGAUACAAUCUAUUCUCAACGAUGAGUUUUCGAAAGCCCAGAAGGGAUUCGGAUGUCGCCCUUUCAAAUUCGAAUCACAAGGAAUUACUUUUCAAGAUUCUUGUCAUUGGUGAUUACGGAGUAGGUAAAACUGCAAUCGUGAGGAGAUACACAGAAGGAAAGUUUUCCUCCAAUUACAAGAUAACCAUAGGCGCUGAUUUCGCAAUCAAGACUCUCGACUGGGACCAUCACACAAAAAUAAAUUUACAGCUAUGGGAUAUUGCUGGCAACGAGAGGCAUGGGUACAUGACGAGGGUUUACUACAAAUAUGCUGUGGCUGCAGCUUUGGUAUUCGACAUUUCGCGUGCAUCCACUUUUCAAUCAGUAAAAAAGUGGCUGAGUGACCUCAGGGAAAAAAUUACACUGCCAGAUGGUUCGAAUAUUCCUAUAGUUUUGCUGGCUAAUAAGUGCGAUAUUCAACAGGUUGCUAUACCGAAUGAACAAAUCGUUAGGUUCUGUAAAGAAAAUGAGAUUGGAUCUUGGUACGUGACAUCAGCAAAGGAGAAUAUGAAUAUUGAUGAAGCCAUGCAUUAUUUAGUAGAAAACGUCCUAAGAGCAAAGAUCCAGGAUGAAAUUCGAGAGUCCAUAAAAUUAAAAGAUUCGCCCGAGAGUCAAAAGAAGAACAUUUGCUGCUCGAAUUAAAAAUCAUAAUCUCUUUUUUAGAGCCUUCGGCCAAAUGUAAGUCGUUUACCUCGCAAACGUGAUAUUUAUUGUAUAAGUUAAUGUUUAAUCAUUUGUAAUGGAUUUAAUAAUAUUAACUCUUUAAAAGAGGCUAAUUAUUUCCACAGAGUCGUUCCUAUUAUACAAACUUUUUAAGACUUUUUUUGUUCACCAGUGCCCACGCUCGUCAUGAAUGCAUUAUUUUCUCUUUUUUCUUAUCACCUAUAAUUACAUGAAAAUAUUUUUUGAUCUAUUUUAAAAGCAUGAAAUCACUCAAAUCAUUUUUGUACAAAAAUCUUAAAAUAUAUUUAUUUUAUAUUUUACAUCACAUGCACAUUAUGCCAUAUGUGAAAUGACAUAUCUUGGUCUGUUAAUCACAAAUUAUAAAUCUUAAUAAUUAUUUAAAGAGCUUAGUAUACACUUUGUAAUCACGUUUUCGCAAUUAAAAGGAUUAAAAG
This is a messenger RNA of Belonocnema kinseyi, 1424 nucleotides long. Its product is annotated as ras-related protein Rab-32-like. Bases 289 to 948 code for a protein of 219 amino acids. Gene Ontology annotation, molecular function: GTPase activity; GTP binding. Gene Ontology annotation, biological process: vesicle-mediated transport. The transcript has 6 exons. Lineage: Eukaryota; Metazoa; Arthropoda; Insecta; Hymenoptera; Cynipidae. The record is from RefSeq and is a predicted model, not a curated record. Gene Ontology annotation, cellular component: Golgi membrane; trans-Golgi network; Golgi apparatus.